Plenodomus lingam JN3 is the source of this 1668-nucleotide messenger RNA. RefSeq lists its product as uncharacterized. The record is from RefSeq and is a predicted model, not a curated record. Lineage: Eukaryota; Fungi; Ascomycota; Dothideomycetes; Pleosporales; Leptosphaeriaceae.
AUGGAGGGCAAACUGCUGAGCUUCAUGGGCCUGCCGUUUGACCUGAAGGCAUUGAUCAUACAGCAUAUAACCCGUCCAACUGAUCUCAAGAACGUCUGUCUCGUCUGCAAACAACUCCACGAAAUCGCCGUUCGUCAGCUCUACUACGAAGUCACCCUCGAUGUCGGGUCUCCCAAUGACACGCGGCUCGGAGCUUUUCUCAAUCCCAGGAACAUUGGUCUGAAACAUGUGCGCAAACUUGAUCUCUAUCUUGCAGACAUCAUCGACAAGUGUGGCCAACUACAGCAAGCCAAUUUUGCGAUUCGCAUGAUACUUGAACUCAUGCCAGAAGAUCAACUGGAGAAGUUCUCGUGGCAUCCUUGGUCGCCCUUCUCCGGAGACAAUCUCGUGCUGUUGUACAAGAAGCAGAGGCGCAUGAAGUGGAUGGAGAGCAUAUCGCUGGAUCGCGAUGUUCUGGAGGAGUUGCAGAAGAUCCCCAAUAUUGAAAAGACAUUCGAAAACGUCCGGAAGAUUGGUCUCUACCCGGAUACACGAGAGGUCAUGAACUUCUGCAACUUUCUGCUAAAACACACGGCGAAUCGCACCUUGGACAAGAUUACGCUACAUGCGAGUUUCGAUGAACACGAUGCGAGCAUCACAUCCAGGCAACUGAACGACUCAGCUACAGCACCUGGACUGCUUACUUCGACCAUGUUCAGACACAUGAUGCCAUUUUCAAAAUGCACCCCAAUCGUCCUGAAGGAGAUCACUCUGCAGAAGGUCCAUUUACGAUAUGCUUCAGAGACGUACUGCAAGCUCAUCGACUUCCAGUCUGUAAAGGGUAUACGCAUCUAUGGUUGUUCAGGCGCUGAUGCUCUGUUUGCCGAGCUCAGCAAGAGCACCAAGCUUCCCGACAGGCUCGAAACUCUAGAGGUCAAGCAUGAUGAUAGCCCUGACAAUGAUGGUCUCAAUGCCAUUGACGGGUUUUUGUGUCUUGUGUCGGGACUCAAAGUUCUCACUCUGGAUAUCAUUGAUGCCAAGAGUCCACCUGCUGCAGCAGGCGUCGUACGGCAUGGCAAGACGCUUAAGACGCUGAACAUUCACGCGAGUACAGGCCCUGAUAGCUGCGACGAGGAGCUCGUCUAUGACUAUGCAUCUUGGGCGCAGAUUUGCAAGGAGUGUGUGGCCUUGGAGCAAGUGUCAGUGGCCUUUCCUCCAGUCAGUGUUGUACGCAGUAAGAACGACAGUUUUGUCAACUUUGAGAACUGCUUAGGUGAUCUACCCAACCUCGUCACCCUUAACAUCACUACAUGGCCGAACAACAGCCCAUCAUCAGCAAAACUACCUCGCAAGAUUUACGAGCAUCUUCUCGCCGGGCUCGCGCAACAAGGCUUCGAGCGCAGCAUUUCCUAUGCCAAGGAGCACAAUCGGUCGUCCAAGCUGGCCAUCAUCGCAUUUGGUUCAUCCGAUAAAGUUUACGAUCGCGAAGACAGCCAAAACCAAAUGAUCUUCGUCAAGGGUCGCCAAAUUGACCCAUUAGGCAACGAAAAGCCGACGGCUGUACAGAUUGGAUGGUGUCUGAGGAAAUUCGUAGAUGCGGGACCCAAGUCUAGUAUUCUGGACUUUGCACUGACGAGGACAUCGAGGCCGCCCACGAGGAAUGAGCCGGAUAGUGAUGAUAGCGAUUGA